AAGAAAUUGAAAUACAUUUUAAAAAUAAAUAAAAAUGUCUACCGUUAUUUCAAACCAUGGACUAAAAAUUAUUAAAGUGAGUAUUGUGAUGAUAAUUAUUCUAUUAUCGAAAAGUAUUUAUCAUUCAGUAACAUAUAGGAAAGGAGUAAAUAAAAAUUCAGAAUUGGACGAGGAAGCAAGGAAAUCCCUUGAUAUAGACACGUUUUUAAAGAACAAGUUAUUCUUUUUGAAAAAUAGAAAUGAGAAAAACAUUAACUGUGCUGAAAUAUUAAAGGAGAAUGCUUUAGAAUUUAACCGUGCUUUAACGUUUAAUAUUGAAAGUCUGUAUAAAUAUACCUCCGAGGACUACAUAGAGAUGACUCGGAAUUGUUCUGCUUUUAUCGCCAAUAGAGGUUACAUCACUCAUCAUUUGACGGAAGAAGAGAGAAAGUUCCCUAUCGCGUACAGUAUUCUUAUGUACAAAAAUGUUGAACAGACCGAACGACUUUUACGUGCCAUUUAUAGACCGCAAAAUGUUUACUGCAUCCACGUUGACUUGAAGUCAGACGAAGCGACGUAUAAAGCCAUGGUGAAGUUGACGCAUUGUUUUAACAACCUCGUAAUGAUAAAAGAACGCAUCAGCGUUGUGUGGGGCGAAAUGUCCGUACUCGAACCAGAGCUUUUAUGCAUGAAAACGCUGCUUCAGCGGAAUAAGAGAUGGAAGUAUUUUAUUAAUCUUACAGGGCAGGAAUUCCCAUUGAAAACUAAUUAUGAACUUGUGAGCAUUUUAAAGGCAUACAACGGUGCCAAUGAUGUUGAUGGAUCGGUUGUCGAGUGA
Ruditapes philippinarum (Manila clam) is the source of this 817-nucleotide messenger RNA. Its product is annotated as beta-1,3-galactosyl-O-glycosyl-glycoprotein beta-1,6-N-acetylglucosaminyltransferase-like. The transcript has a single exon. Gene Ontology annotation, cellular component: membrane. NCBI's taxonomy places the organism in Eukaryota, Metazoa, Mollusca, Bivalvia, Venerida, Veneridae. Gene Ontology annotation, molecular function: acetylglucosaminyltransferase activity. Bases 35 to 817 code for a protein of 260 amino acids. The record is from RefSeq and is a predicted model, not a curated record.